AUGGGCGGGCCCCUGACCUUACUGGCCGCGCUCUGGGCGUUGGAGGCUGCCAGAGCCCAGGCGCUGCGCAUUGGAGCUUUCAACAUCCAGAGCUUCGGAGACAGCAAAGUGUCGGACCCGGGCUGCGGCGGCGUCAUCGCGCAAAUCCUGGCUGGCUAUGACGUCAUGCUCGUGCAGGAGGUCCGAGACCCCGACUUGAGCGCCGUGUCCGCUCUCAUAGAGCAGAUCAACAGCGUGUCCAAGCACGAGUACAGCUUCGUGAGCAGUGAGCCCCUGGGUCGGGACCAGUAUAAGGAAAUGUACCUGUUUGUCUACAGGAAGGACACGGUGUCGGUCGUGGACACGUACCAGUAUCCGGACGCCGAGGACGCCUUCAGCCGGGAGCCGUUCGUGGUCAAGUUCUCGGCGCCCGGCUCCGCCGCCAAGGAGUUCGUGUUGAUUCCGCUGCACGCGGCUCCGCACCACGCCGUGGCCGAGAUCGACGCGCUCUACGACGUGUACCUGGACGUGAUCGACAAGUGGGGGACCGACGACAUCCUGUUUCUGGGCGACUUCAACGCCGACUGCAAAUACGUGAGGGCGCAGGACUGGCCGGCCAUCCGCCUGCGCAGCAGCGAGGUCUUCAAGUGGCUCAUCCCGGACAGCGCCGACACCACGGUGGGCAACUCGGACUGCGCUUACGACCGCAUCGUGGUCUGCGGCUCCCACCUGCGCAAGAGCCUGAAGCAUCAGUCAGCCACCGUGCACGACUUCCAGGAGGAAUUCGGCCUGGACCAGACUCAGGCCCUGACCAUCAGUGACCAUUUUCCUGUGGAGGUGACCCUCAAGUCCCACUGA
This is a messenger RNA of Budorcas taxicolor (takin), 837 nucleotides long. RefSeq names its product deoxyribonuclease 1 like 2 (gene DNASE1L2). Gene Ontology annotation, cellular component: nucleus. The transcript has 7 exons. The coding region runs from base 1 to 837 and encodes 278 amino acids. Gene Ontology annotation, molecular function: DNA nuclease activity. Gene Ontology annotation, biological process: DNA catabolic process. NCBI's taxonomy places the organism in Eukaryota, Metazoa, Chordata, Mammalia, Artiodactyla, Bovidae. The record is from RefSeq and is a predicted model, not a curated record.